AUGGCAACCAUAGCUUCCUUACAUCGCCUUUCUCGCCUCCGAUUCAUCGCCAAUUCCCCAUCCCUUCUAUCACCUCUUUCAAUCCCAUCCUAUUUUUCUCUCACCCCCAAAACUAAGAAAUCGAAUCGAUUACGGUUCUUCUCAAUGGCUGCGGAACCCAAGGAAUCGCCUGCCAACAACCCCGGUCUGCAUACAACUCCUGACGAAGCUACCAAGGGUUACAUCAUGCAACAAACUAUGUUUCGAAUCAAGGACCCCAAAGUGAGCCUUGAUUUCUAUUCUCGCGUCUUGGGCAUGUCUUUGCUUAAGAGGCUGGAUUUUCCAGAGAUGAAAUUCAGCCUGUACUUUAUGGGCUAUGAGGAUACAUCAGAAGCUCCUAGUAAUCCAGUUGAAAAAACAGUUUGGACCUUUUCUCAGAAGGCUACAAUUGAACUGACACAUAAUUGGGGUACUGAGAGUGAUCCAGAGUUCAAAGGGUACCACAAUGGAAAUUCUGAACCUCGCGGCUUUGGACACAUUGGCAUAACUGUUGAUGACACAUUAAAGGCAUGCGAAAGAUUUCAGAAUCUGGGAGUUGAGUUUGUUAAGAAACCAGACGACGGGAAAAUGAAAGGUAUAGCCUUUAUCAAGGAUCCUGAUGGAUACUGGAUUGAAAUCUUUGAUCGAAAAACAAUAGGAAGUUUGACACAAACUGCCUCUUAG
This is a messenger RNA of Sphenostylis stenocarpa, 702 nucleotides long. NCBI's taxonomy places the organism in Eukaryota, Viridiplantae, Streptophyta, Magnoliopsida, Fabales, Fabaceae. The record is from the annotation of a GenBank genome assembly.